Messenger RNA from Cloeon dipterum, 877 nucleotides. RefSeq lists its product as uncharacterized. The transcript is spliced from 3 exons. Bases 93 to 719 code for a protein of 208 amino acids. The record is from RefSeq and is a predicted model, not a curated record. NCBI's taxonomy places the organism in Eukaryota, Metazoa, Arthropoda, Insecta, Ephemeroptera, Baetidae.
ACAGAUAACUCGCGCGGAAAUCCGGUAAAAUGUGAUAAGAGCGAACCAAAACCAAAAUUGCGCCUCAUUUAAACGCAAAAUUGUAAGACAGAAUGCGCCAACCUAUUUCUCUGCUAGUGCUCACGUUCCUCACAGUCGAGGCCUCUUGGAGCAUGAAGUGCAAUGACGACAAACUGCGCCUGCACUGCGAGCCGUGCAACUUGGAGGUUGAUUGCGACGAAAAUCAGGUUGACGAAGUCCUCGAAUGCAAAACCUUUCUGCAGCUCAGCGUCUCCUCAACCGGAAAGUUAUACUGCCGUGCGGAAGCGGUGAUCGAGCACAUUUUCAAAGAGCACGACGUUUGCGACCGCUGCCAGGUGGGAUUCUUGCGAUGCAAAUCGGUCAAGAGGUUUUUCAAGUCGAUGCGUCACACAAAGUGCAACGAGCAAAAUUCCACGGCGCUCGGGUAUGAAGCUUCCAGCGAAAAGUCCAGAGAAGAAACACAGGAGGAAGACGAGGACGAGGCCGAGGCCGAAGAAAAAGCUGCUUUCUCGCCUGGCAAGAUGCACUGGUGCAUCUGGCUGGUUGUUUGCGGCGUUCCGAUUGCGGUUUUGGCCUUCGCCGCGGCCUGUUUCAUCCACAGAAGGGGUUUCCUGCGAGUGUCCUGCUGUCAUUUCACUUGCAUCUGGAGCAGGACUGACGCUCGAAGCGAUGAUAUUGUCGAAAUAGAUUAUAUCUGAUCAAAAAUUAUUAAAUUUAGGACUUGAACUAUUUUGUUAAAACUAUGUUAAUUAAAAUAGAUAAUUUUAACAGAUUUAAUAACUUUAUACCAAGUUUUUAAGUUUAAUUUUUUUAUUGUAAAAAAUAAAUUUUUGUUUUUUAUUAAAUAAAACUAAUA